AUGAGUACCGCCCAUCGCCUCCUCCUCGCCCUGUUCCUCCUAACUGCCACGUGUCAAUGCCUCUCUGUCCGAUGUAGCACGGGAGAGUAUCAUUCGUCAUCUGACCUUCACCCCGUGUACGAUCCGUGUCCUUUCACCCCGCCCACAGAUGUCCGCCCUAGUAAUGCGCCGAGCGGCAGUGGUGGAAGCGGCGGCAACGCCGGUGACGGUGGCAGCGGUCUCUAUAUCGUGCGCCUUCGCUCCGCGCCCCCCCUCGCCGCGUAUCGCGGAGCCGUCGCCCGCUUUCCCGGCGGCUGGGCGGACGACAACGAUGACGACGAGAAUAACGACAGCGCUGCCCGCCCAGCAGGUCUGAUGGCGACAGCGAAGGCGGUGGCCGCAGCGGUGAAGGCAACGGCUGGCAGAAUUCCGCGGCGCGCGCGACUCUCCUUGAAGAACCCGCAGAUUAAGGCGUACGCGCAGAUGCUCGAGUCGCAGCAGACGCGGAUCGCGUCGGAAGUCGGUGUGGCGUGGAACAAGAUGGUUCACAGCUACAAGCGAAUAUCACAACAGGGCGACAGAACACCCUUCCCUUCCCUUCCCUCCUCCCCCCACCCCCCGCAGCUACAAGCGAAUCUCACAACAGGGCGACAGAACACCCUUCCCUUCCCUUCCCUCCUCCCCCCACCCCCCGCAGCUACAAGCGAAUCUCACAACAGGGCGACAGAACACCCUUCCCUUCCCUUCCCUCCUCCCCCCACCCCCCGCAGCUACAAGCGAAUCUCACAACAGGGUGACAGAACACCCUUCCCUUCCCUUCCCUCCUCCCCCCACCCCCCGCAGCUACAAGCGAAUCUCACAACAGGCUACAAGCGAAUCUCACAACAGGGUGACAGAACACCCUUCCCUUCCCUUCCCUCCUCCCCCCACCCCCCGCAGCUACAAGCGAAUCUCACAACAGGGCAACAGAACACCCUUCCCUUCCCUUCCCUCCUCCCCCCACCCCCCGCAGCUACAAGCGAAUCUCACAACAGGGCGACAGAGCACCCUUCCCUUCCCUUCCCUCCUCCCCCCACCCCCUGCAGCUACAAGCGAAUCUCACAACAGGGCGACAGAACACCCUUCCCUUCCCUUCCCUCCUCCCCCCACCCCCCGCAGCUACAAGCGAAUCUCACAACAGGGCGACAGAACACCCUUCCCUUCCCUUCCCUCCUCCCCCCACCCCCCGCAGCUACAAGCGAAUCUCACAACAGGGCGACAGAACACCCUUCCCUUCCCUUCCCUCCUCCCCCCACCCCCCGCAGCUACAAGCGAAUCUCACAACAGGGUGACAGAACACCCUUCCCUUCCCUUCCCUCCUCCCCCCACCCCCCGCAGCUACAAGCGAAUCUCACAACAGGCUACAAGCGAAUCUCACAACAGGGCGACAGAGCACCCUUCCCUUCCCUUCCCUCCUCCCCCCACCCCCUGCAGCUACAAGCGAAUCUCACAACAGGGCGACAGAACACCCUUCCCUUCCCUUCCCUCCUCCCCCCACCCCCCGCAGCUACAAGCGAAUCUCACAACAGGGCGACAGAGCACCCUUCCCUUCCCUUCCCUCCUCCCCCCACCCCCCGCAGCUACAAGCGAAUCUCACAACAGGGCGACAGAGCACCCUUCCCUUCCCUUCCCUCCUCCCCCCACCCCCCGCAGCUACAAGCACACGUCCAACAGCUUUUGCGAUGCUCACGCCGGCGGGCCAGCUCAUGUGCGCACCUUUGUCCCUCCACCUUCCCCCCUCCACCUUCUCCCCUCCCACUUCCCCCCCUCCCCCUGCCCCUCCCUCACCCCCCCAGCUACAAGCACACGUCCAACGGCUUCUCCGCCAUGUUCACGCCGGGGAAGCUUUGGCGGCUGAAGCGCCACCCCGCCGUGGCGUCCGUGCGGCGGAGCACACUCAAGCGCCUCCUCACCACCGACUCGCCCACCUUCCUCGUAAUGAACACCGCAUCCUCUGGCACCACCAGGUCGCUCUGGCCCGCGAAUGGCGGGCAGGCGAAGGCGGGAGACGGCAUGGUGAUUGCGAUUGCGGACUCGGGCAUCUGGCCGGAACACCCGUCGUUCAGCGAUAAAGGGUUCUCCUCGUCGGGGAACGCCCAUGGGUUGGAUCUGUCCGCUGAUUGGCUGUCGCCCCGUGAUGCCUACGGUCACGGCACGUGGUGCGCGGGAGCGGCAGCGGGAAACAGUGGAGUGCCCAUGGCGGGCGGCACGGCGAGCGGCAUGGCGCCAGCAGCGCGCCUCGUGGCGUACAAGGUCUUGUGGUCGUCCAGCCGGGGUGGAGACAGUCGGGCGGAGGAGGCGGGCAUCAUCGCAGCCGUCAAUCAGGGCGUGGCGGACGGCGUGGAUGUGAUCUCGCUCUCCCUGGGCGUCGUGAACCCCACCGACACCUACUUUGACAACAUCGCCUUCCUCAACGCCAACCUGGUAAGUCCUUCUCCCCUCCCUGAUCCCCUGUUUUCUCUCCUUGGCUCUCCCGACCUCUUUUCACAUCCCACCUACUUCGACGACAUCGCCUUCCUCAACGCCAACCUGGCUGGGGUGGUCGUGACCUUUGCUGGGGGCAACUCGGGCAGCCCUGGGUUUGCCACUCGCACGAUCGACAACUACGCACCCUUCUACCUCACAGUCGGCGCCAGUGCCUCCAUCGCCACACAUUCAUCUCAUUUUGAGUUGGUGUUAGAAAGAACACAGGCUGGUAUGUUAGCAUUGCUUUCAUCCUGCCACCCCCUUAUCUCCCCGCAUUACCACCAUGUUCCCCCCAUAUCCCCCCACCCCAACCUCCUCCCACGGUCUCCCCAACCUCCCCGCGUAUCCUCCUGGCCAAUUCCCCCUAAACGUCCCCGCAUCUCCCUGCACCACUCCCCACUCCUCCCCACUCCUCCCUACUCCCCGCUCCUCCCUAUUCCUCCCCACUCCUCCCCACUCCUCCCUAUUCCUCCCCUCUCCUCCCCACUCCUCCCCACUCCUCUCUAUUCCUCCCCUCUCCUCCCCACUCCUCCCCACUCCUCCCUAUUCCUCCCCUCUCCUCCCCACUCCUCCCCACUCCUCCCUAUUCCUCCCCACUCCUCCCCUCUCCUCCCCACUCCUCCCCUCUCCUCCCCACUCCUCCCCACUCCUCCCCACUCCUCCCUAUUCCUCCCCACUCCUCCCCACUCCUCCCUAUUCCUCCCCUCUCCUCCCCACUCCUCCCCACUCCUCCCCACUCCUCCCUAUUCCUCCCCUCUCCUCCCCAAUCCUCCCACAGCACCAUCGCCCGGAGCGGCAUCAUUCUCGCCAGCUCAGCAGACGUCACCCUCCGCCACACCAUCAUCGACCAAUCAGACGUCACCCUCCGCCACACCAUCAUCCACCAAUCAGACGUCACCCGCCGCCACACCCGCCGCCACACCCUCACCCGGCGAAUCCGCCCCAAAGGUCGCCGAUUUCUCCUCCACGGGCCCCCUCGCCUUCCCGACUGCCGGCCCCAGCAACGGCCAUGCGAACGACUGCAUCUUAAAGCCCGACAUUCUCGGCCCGGGAGUGGAUCUCUACGCUGCUGCACCAGGCACCCGCGUGGGAAACAAGGGCGGGUCCAAUCAGGUCUCUGGAAUUUCCAUGGCGACGCCUCACCUGGCGGGGAUCGCUGCGCUGGUGAUGCAGAAGUACCCUUCUUGGAGCCCCGCGCAGGUCAUGUCUGCAAUCAUGACCACCGCCACCACCAAGGAUGUCAACGGCGCUGCCAUCUCUAGUAAACGCACCAAGAUAGCCACCACGCCGUGGGAUAUGGGCAACGGGCAUGUGUUCCCACCCAAGGCUCUCGACCCUGGGCUCACAUUUGACGCUCAGAAGAGCGAGUAUCUGAAUUUUCUGGCCGGGCUGGACAUGAAGAGGACCUGGGCAGAGUACCCAAAAGAAAAGCUCACUGCUGUGCCGCCUAGAGAUCUCAACCGCCCCACCAUUUCAGUGGCGCCCCUCAAAGGCUCGAUCACAGUCACACGCACGGUCACCAGUGUGCCUGACUCUGCCUCCACUUACACUGCCAAGGUUGAGAAGCCUCAAGGGGUGGAGGUGACUGUGAAGCCCAGCAGAUUCACCAUCUCGCCUGGUAAGAAGGUCCGCUUUGUGGUGACCUUCAAGGUUACUCGGGCCUCGGAGGACUUUCAGUAUGGGAGCCUCACUUGGGUGGAUGAGAAGGGUCACUCUGUUCGGUCGGCGAUUGCAGUCAAGCCUGUCGGGAAGUGA
Molecule: messenger RNA, 4239 nt
Organism: Closterium sp. NIES-65
Lineage: Eukaryota; Viridiplantae; Streptophyta; Zygnematophyceae; Desmidiales; Closteriaceae
Source: the annotation of a GenBank genome assembly